Molecule: messenger RNA, 3186 nt
Organism: Ictidomys tridecemlineatus (thirteen-lined ground squirrel)
Lineage: Eukaryota; Metazoa; Chordata; Mammalia; Rodentia; Sciuridae
Source: RefSeq, a predicted model, not a curated record
CGCGCACUGCCUGCCGGGAAUUGUAGUUUCGGUGAGGCGGGCCCGGCUAGUCCAGUGGCCGCGCUCCGGUGUCGCGGCCCCAGAAGGCCGAGGCGGAAGUGGAACGGCCACCCCGGAUGGCUUAAUGAUCCCCGAGGAUGGAGUGAACCAUGAGGAACUAGAGGCUGAGUUCUUGGCCUUGGUGGGGGAUCAGCCCCCAGCCCUAGAGAAGCUCAGAGGCAAAGGUCCCCUGCCCAUGGAGGCCAUUGAGAAGAUGGCCAGGUUGUGUAUGCGAGACCCAGACGAGGAGGAGGAGGAGGGGACGGACGACGAUGACGUGGAGGCCGACGACGCGCUGCUGGCGGAGCUGAACGAGGUCCUCGGGGAAGACGAGAAGGUGCUGGAGCCCCCGCCCCCUGUGGCCCAGCCGAAGCCCUCGGCCCCCCACCUGGGGCUGGAGGCCACCCUGCAGGAGCGCCUGGCCCUCUACCAGUCAGCCAUCGAAAGCGCCAGGCAAGCUGGGGACAGCGCCAAGACACGGCGCUACGACCGGGGGCUCAAGACGCUGGAAAACCUGCUGGCCUCCGUCCGGAAGGGCAAUGCCAUCGAUGAAGGGGACGCAGCUGUAAAGGGGCCCGUGACCGUUGUGGCCCUGGGGGAGCCCAGGCCCACGGCUUCUGGUGCUCGGUUCUCUCCUUCAGGCCCUUGCAGCUCCCUGGCCCAGCUGCAGAGCCGCCAGCGCGAGUACAAGCUGGCCGCCCUCCACGCCAAGCAGCAGGGAGACACAGCUGCCGCCACCAGACACUUCCGCGUGGCCAAGAGCUUCGAUGCCGUGUUGGAGGCCCUGAGCCGAGGGGAGCCCGUGGACCUGUCCCGCCUGCCCCCUCCACCUGACCAGCUGCCCCCAGACCCACCGUCACCAACACCGCCGCCCCCAGCUCCUGCCACAGCACCCACCACGCCAGAGGUUCCCCCGCCCCCGCGGACCCUCCUGGAGGCCCUGGAGCAGCGGAUGGAGCGAUACCAUGUAGCCGCAGCCCAGGCCAAGGCCAAGGGUGACCAGCGGAAGGCCCGCAUGCAUGAGCGCAUUGUCAAGCAAUACCAAGAUGCGAUCCGAGCCCACAAGGCGGGCCGAGCCGUGGACGUGGCUGAGCUGCCGGUGCCCCCAGGCUUUCCUCCCAUCCAGGGCCUGGAGGCCAGUGAGCCUGCCCAGCAGAGCCUGGUGGGGGUCCUGGAGACGGCCAUGAAGCUGGCCAGCCAGGACGAAGGCCCGGAGGACGAGGAGGAUGAGGCUCCGAGGAAGCAGCAAGACGGCUCCUCCGCCCCGGUGGCCCAGCCCAAGGCCCCGCCCCCAAAGGCCCCCCAGUCAGGAUCAGCGCCAACAGCCAAAGCAGCCCCCAAAGCCACGUCCACCAGAGCCCAGCAGCAGCUGGCCUUCCUGGAGGGCCGCAAGAAGCAACUCCUGCAGGCCGCUCUGCGCGCCAAGCAGAAGAACGACGUGGAGGGUGCCAAGAUGCACCUGCGCCAGGCCAAGGGGCUGGAGCCCAUGCUGGAGGCCUCCCGCAACGGGCUGCCCGUGGACAUCGCCAAGGUGCCGCCGGCCCCUGUCAACAAGGACGACUUUGUCCUGGUCCAGCGGCCUGGCCCAGGCCUGUCUCCGGAGGCCGCCCGGCGCUAUGGCGAGCUCACCAAGCUGAUCAGGCAGCAGCACGAGAUGUGCCUGAACCACUCGAACCAGUUCACCCACCUGGGCAACAUCGCCGAGGCCAGCAAGUUUGAGAAACUGGCAGAGGGCUGCAAGCAGAGCAUGGAGACUCUGAAGCAGGCCUUCGCCCGGGGUCUCCCAACGCCCGCCGCCCGCUUCGAGCAGAGGACAUUUAACAUCAUCAAGAUCUUUUCCGACCUAAGCAGCAGCGACAUGCUCCUCUUCAUCGUGAAGGGCAUCAACCUGCCCACGCCCCCAGGGCUGUCCCCCGGCGACCUGGACAUCUUUGUGCGGUUCGACUUCCCCUAUCCCAAUGUGGAGGAAGCUCAGAAAGACAAGACCAGCGUGGUCAGGAACACGGACUCGCCAGAAUUCAAGGAGCAGUUCAAGCUGAGCAUCAACCGCGGCCACCGCGGCUUCCGCAGGGCCAUCCAGACCAAGGGCAUCAAGUUUGAAGUGGUGCACAAGGGGGGGCUGUUCAAGACCGACCGCGUGCUGGGGACAGCCCAGCUGAAGCUGGACGCCUUGGAGACGGCCUGCGAGGUCCGGGAAAUCCUCGAGGUCCUUGAUGGUCGCCGGCCCACAGGGGGGCGGCUGGAGGUCAUGGUCCGGAUCCGGGAGCCACUGACCACUCAGCAGUUGGAGACGACAACUGAGAGGUGGCUGGUGAUCGACCCCGUGCCAGCGGCUGUGCCCACAGUCACUGGGCCUAAAGGGAGGGCACCGCCCAUUCCUGCCCCCUCGAGGGAGCCAGGGAACAGGUCGGCCCGGCCCCUGCACAGCCUCAGUGUGCUGGCCUUCGACCAGGAGCGACUGGAGCGGAAGAUCCUGGCCCUGAGGCAGGCGCGGCGGCCGGUGCCCCCCGAGGUGGCCCAGCAGUACCAGGACAUCGUGCAGCGCAGCCAGUGGCAGAGGGCACAGCUGGAGCAGGGGGGCGCCAGCCUCCGGAGGGAGUACGCGGCCCAUCUGGAGCGCCAGCUGCAGUUCUACACCGAGGCCGCCCGGCGCCUGGGCAAUGACGGCAGCAGGGACGCCGCCAAGGAGGCGCUGUACCGGCGGAACCUGGUCGAGAACGAGCUGCAGCGGCUCCGCAGGUGAGGGCCUGGCGCGUGGGCAGCCAGCCCUCGGCCCCUGCUGCUGGGAAGAGCUGACCUGGCCGCCAAGCAGACAAUCAGCGGACAGUACAUUCCGGACUCGUCCCCAUCCAGGCCCCCAGCCCAGCUGGAUGCCCCGACAGGGCCAUCGGGGACAGUGCCCCUCACCCAGGCCUGGCUGGUUGGGCCCCGGGAGAGUCCUGUUUGCACAUCCCAAGGGAGGGCGGCGGGGACCCAGCCACGAGAGCCCUGCAAGCACUUUACUUCCUGUCCCCCAGCCUCAGCCCCUCAGCCCUCCCACCACACCCCAAAGAAGCCACUAAGGCCACUGAGCCCUGCAGCCCCCGGGGGUUGCACCUGCCCAGGGCCCCAGAACCGAACGUGGAAUAAACAGCCAGGGUCACAUGG